Molecule: messenger RNA, 5189 nt
Organism: Pogonomyrmex barbatus (red harvester ant)
Lineage: Eukaryota; Metazoa; Arthropoda; Insecta; Hymenoptera; Formicidae
Biological process (GO): protein phosphorylation
Molecular function (GO): ATP binding; protein kinase activity
Source: RefSeq, a predicted model, not a curated record
AUAUGAUAUCAAAAAUUAGUGCCUUCUAAUUUCAUAAAAUAAAAAAACAACUUCGUUACAUAUCAGAAGACAAGACGGUGAUUGGUUACCGCGUUGUCGCGUCCUGUGUGCAAUCAGCCUAAAGGCUAUAUCAGACUAGCGAUUGCCCGGCUACGAUUGCCGAUUCUACUAUUACCAAUUACAUUGACCAUAACCACGACCUGCUACAUUGUGAUUGGCUGAAAUAGAAUCGUCAAUCGGCAACCGUAGCCGCGCAAUCGCUAGUCUGAUAUGGCCUUAAGACUUCUACAAUACGUCGCGUGGGGAGCAUCCCAGAUGCGCACAUUUUCAAUCGGACAUAUCACUCACAUCAGCUGAUGCCUAGGAAUUUUCUAAUGAGCUACCUAUCAAAAAUUUUUUUUUAUUUAAUCGAUCAAUCGGCAAUGUGUCCGAUUGGACCUCGUCGCAUGUCGGUGUCGCAAGCCAUAAGAAUUGACCAAUCACAGUUGAAAGUGGAAAGACUACUUAAUUGUGAUAUUUCGUGAUGUUUUAAUAUUAAUUAUACAUAUGUAAUGUAAUAUUAAUGACAAACAGAUUUCUUGUAGAAGCAUAAAGAAUAAAAAUAAAAAUAAUAAUUUCUCAAUAAAAAUAUAAUCGCUUAUCAUAUCAAUAUAUUUAUAUGUUAAUCUCAAUUAUUGUUGUUAAGAGCUCUCGCAUAGCACUUUUUACCAUUUGUUAUAUCAUGUCAUGUUUGAGCGUGCAAAAUGUUAGCUCUAUGAUUAGUCAACUUUAAUCGCUAAUAAUUUAAAAACUAUUAUAGCCUUGACAUUUUCGUAUUAGGUUAGAUUUUGUCUUAUUUUUAAGUUAAGAAUGUUAUAAAAAUUUCGGUCACGAAUUGUGGGACACCCUGUAUAUACGCAAUGCAUACGCACAUACAGACACCGCGUACAUACACACAGAUGCAAAAUGAGGGCGCUACCUUCGCACGAUUGUUCCCUUCUUUCCUUUCUUCAGUAGCCGUUUUUCAGUCGGAGAAACGUGCGUACCAUCACACGCAGCACGAAACAUCAUUGCGACUUGCAACAUCUUUAACCGUGCUUCGUUGUCGCUCGUCUGUUUGGACGCUGCGGGCAGAUGCCCUGUGCGCACUCUUAUUGGUUGUCACGCGCGUUUGUACAAUCGGCUCGACAUUUACCGCAAGAUUCAAUCUUUCUUCCUAUUCCGCUAUCGCAGCUACAUCGUCAACAGGGUUUCCGUGCACUAUAUACUCAGCCAAUUUUAUUACGACUGAUUGACCGCCCACCAUAGAAGACGAAACUCGUUGGUUCGAUGCCAUUAACCUCGCUGAUCUCUACUUAUCUAUCUACCUGCCUAGCAGCAGCACCGUCCAUAACACGGCAAAAGCGACAGACUAGCGCGAAUGUAGCGCCGCCGCCAUCAACGACCUCCAUCGCAACGAGGUGCGCUAUUCCGUUCGCCACUAGCCACGGAGAAAUGCCCGUAGGUUCGAGAUCGAUCAGUCCAAGUUUCUGUACAAGUAUGGAGGUAUUAUCGCCAUCGAACCAGUAACGCGAACGAGUCGGCCGUUCUAGUACACGUUGUCUAUUAUCGCUGUGCAAGAGUGGGCAUUGUAUUUCACGCUCACGUCGGUCAGCUGCUGCUGUUGCUGCCUACAUUAGGCUGUUGGUGUACUAGUCACUUUGCGACUAGCGCCGUGACUGUGACCGCGAUUGUGAUAUUUCUAUCGGAUUGUGUCGCGCGGACUUGUGUGGACGAUGGAGCUACGUGUUGGUAACAAGUACCGGCUAGGAAGGAAAAUCGGGAGCGGUUCCUUUGGCGACAUUUACCUAGGUACCAAUAUUUCUACCGGCGAGGAAGUCGCUAUCAAGUUAGAAUGUAUAAAAACACGACAUCCACAAUUGCACAUAGAAUCCAAGUUUUACAAAAUGAUGCAAGGAGGUGUGGAAUUUGCAUCAUAUUUAAGGUACUGUCGGGACUUACGCUUCGAGGAGAGACCGGAUUAUUCGCAUCUCCGACAACUUUUUCGAACAUUGUUCCAUGGUCAGGGUUUUACUUAUGACUAUGUUUUUGACUGGAAUAUGCUGAAAUUUGGUAAUGCGAGGCAACCGACGCUACCUUCCGCGCAACAAGCACCCAUGCACUCGCAACAAUCUAAUGCGGCAUUACCUUCUGGGACCAACAAUGAUCAAGAACAUCGAUCAAGACCCUAUACACGGCAAUGUUUACCAAAUGCGUCCGUAGCGACGGUAGGCCCGACACUUGGACCGAACGCUAGUCUGCGAGCGAUCCGGCAGAAACGCGAGAUGGAGACUCGUGGCGAUCAGGACAAUCAGGACAAGAGUGAUCUUCAAGCAUCGGGUGCAGCUGGGCAAGAACGACGAGUCAGUAUGCGGUUACAUCGCAGGGAUGCAUUACUAGCCUCUACAGGAGAAAUGCAGCCCAAGUCCAAGAAGCGCCAAUGCGACGUCAAUCGCCCCACCCACCCUGAUGGUCAGACGAGCAAGCGUACAACACAACAAGUGAAUCAGCAGCAUCAAUAGCGGAAUCAUCAUCAUCAUCGUCAUCAUCACUAUCAUCGUUAUCAUCAUCAUUAUCAUCAUUAUCAUCAUCAUCAUCAUCAUCAUCAUCAUUAUCUUCAUCGUCAUCAUCGUAACCAACAGCGUCGUUUAUCGGGAGCGACAACCAGCAAUUACCGCUAUCUGCAUGAUGCUUUUCUAGCUAUUGCAAACCGGAAGUAAAUCCGCGCGUGAUAUCGUGUGUAUCCGAACGAUAAUCAAUUUUUUUGUGUCAUGACGUCGUCAAGAUCAUGAAUGAUGAGAUCACAGCGCUUAUCGACGAUAAUGCCCGUUAUGACAUCUAUGAAAGUGACAAUGAAAAUAUUUGCGAUCGUUCUAUGCUAAUGAACUAGAAAUGAAAUGAAAGAACAUGGAGAAAAGAACAUGUUAUUUGUUCUCGCAGUACGUGUUGAAGAAAUGAAAGCGUAGUGUUGUGGUGAACUCUUAUAUGAAACGUGGCAGACAACGCUUACCGCGUCUUCAAGAUGCAACGACGCAGCCCUUAUUACGGUAUGCAGGAUUCUCAGGAAAUUCGAUAGCGAGCCGAUUCUGCUUGGAUAUACCGAAACUCUCUUGCGAUCGGAGUGAAUCUCAUCUGGAAAACAUUCUUCAACGGUAACGUUGAGAACGUUUAAGGAUCGCCGAACCUCUUGCGUCCUUGCGCGCAGGACGACAAAACACGUAAUCCAUUUUUUUUUCUUUUUCUGACGAAUCAUAAAUGUACAGUACGCGAUUUCGAUGAUGGAUUCUCGCAGUUGUUCUAAUAUACAAAAUAGUAUAAAUGUAUUUUAAAAACCAUUCCCAAUUUCCGUAAUCCAUGACAAAUGGUCAAAUUGGCCUUUGCUUCCUCUGAAUUCAAUCCGCUGUUGUAAUAGUAUCUAAAAUAACUAAAUAUUUCAGUACAAAUAAGAUAAACAUGUUUAUUUGAUAAUAAUUUGUAAGCGAUUAUUUGUAAAUCGAGUCAACAGUUUUUAACCAAGUAUCAAAGUAUUGUAAUCCAAGAUUGCGAUGAUAUAUCAAAAAGAAAAUGAGAAUAUAUUGUAAUAUUCCAUAUAUAUCACAUAUCUACACAUAAAUUUUCUUUUUAUUGUAGCGAUAUACAUAUUCUUUUAUUUGUAAGUUUGUGUAUCUCUUAAUUCUUGAAAGCUUGUAUUUGUUUAAUGUUACGUAAGUUAAUUUUGAAGAUUUAUAGUAUCUGUUAAUGUAAUCUGUUAAUAAAAUUAAUUUGCCGAGAUUAUUAUCCGAUUUUGAUGAGGCAGCUGCAAGAAUUAACGUAAUUCCGCGCUAUUGUCGUAUUCGCCAUCGGAGUGAAUACAUUUGUAUAAAUGUAGAAUAUUUAUAUAAGUCGCAACGUGUAUAUAGAUUGGAUGCAUCGAUAAUCGAAAAACUGACAUGUGUAAAGUUAUCACGAACUUUUGCAUAAAAUAAAAAUAACGUUUUCAACAGAUACAAACAAGAUAUAGCUCUAUUAAUAUCGAGAGAAACAAGUGUAAAUCGCGAAGAAAUGCCAGUAAGUAUGAUUUUGAAAUAAUAUUUUAAAAUUAUGCGUAUAUGGCAUCGCUGAAAUGCAACAUGGUUCAUGUCCUAAACUGGAAUUGCUCUAGUCGAGUUGAUAAUAAAAUAGGCUAAAAUUCGGGGAACAUAUAUCUAAAAAAAUAGCGAAAAAAAAUCACAAAGCUUGCAUUUGAAAUUCAAAUGUAUGAGUUAUGUUUUGAGUAACGUUUCUUUCUCUUUCUUGUUCCAUGAGCUGAAGUAAUCUCACGUCGAUUUAUUACACGAUGACAGGACAUCGAAAUCAUUUUGCUAAAAAGCUGUAAUUAAACGAUCAUACAGAACGUAGUACAACUGGCGCGCCAAGGAAGUGACGAGGAAUAUGUCCGGUUUUUAGGGACAAUUCGUUUGGUUGUGCUAGUUAAUAAGAUGUAAAAAGUACAAUUGCGAGUUUCCGAGCAGUAUUUGUAUUUUGUUAACAUCGAUCUGGCGUAUUGUACAAGUGCGUCACGUGCGUGAUGGAUUAUACAUCGUCAUAGUUUACAUUACCGUUAUUGUUAUUUGUAAUCAUGCGUUUCAAGGAAAUGAGAGAUAUAUGAGUUUCAUGUACCAAGCUCGGAAAUGAACGCGAAAAAUGAAUUCGCUAUUUAAUAACCGACAUCUCCUCACCCCGUGACAAAAUCUCGUGUCCUUCCCUUUUGUACGAUAAUAAUAACUGAGAAUAUAAAGGCGUGCAAUUUAAUUACGCCAUCGGGUCUGUUCAUCGGCUCUCACCGGCAAUCGUUUUUCCUUAUUUUUCUUUCUUUUGGCGAAAUGAUAUUAAAUUGAUCUCAGCAUAUACGGAAAGAAAAUAAAUGUCGAUGAACAUUACCGAAGUUUCAUUUUCCUAACUGUGUGUGUAUAUCUCAUGUUUAUAGAAGAUGUGUGCGUGUGUAUGUAUAUGUGUGGAGGGAGGGGAAGAAUGGACGUUGAUUACACGUAACAUUGUACGCGCAAAUAUGCGGAGUGGAAGAAUGAUGGGGAAGGAAAGAGAAUAAGAUGUUUGCAUGCUCAAAUGAGCAAUGCUGAGAAAUUACAUUUACUUCGAAGAGCUUUCUGUAUUCGUAUAUUGUUUGCAUUAAACAUAGCGAUCUCAUUUUGUAU